This is a messenger RNA of Calidris pugnax (ruff), 2197 nucleotides long. RefSeq names its product secreted frizzled-related protein 2 (gene SFRP2). Gene Ontology annotation, biological process: canonical Wnt signaling pathway; negative regulation of canonical Wnt signaling pathway; non-canonical Wnt signaling pathway. Gene Ontology annotation, molecular function: Wnt-protein binding. The transcript is spliced from 3 exons. Bases 32 to 910 code for a protein of 292 amino acids. The record is from RefSeq and is a predicted model, not a curated record. Lineage: Eukaryota; Metazoa; Chordata; Aves; Charadriiformes; Scolopacidae.
GCUCCCCUUUUCCUCCCUCCGCGCCCCAAAAAUGCAGCGCCGCUUCUGCACCCUCCUCCUGCUGGCGUCCCAGUGCAUGGGCUCGGCCGCCGGGCUCUUCCCCUUCGGGGAGCCCGACUUCUCCUACAAGCGCUCCAACUGCAAGCCCAUCCCCGCCCCGAUGCUGCUCUGCCGGGGCAUCGAGUACCAGAGCAUGCGGCUGCCCAACCUGCUGGGGCAUGAGACGGUGCAGGAGGUCCUGGAGCAGGCCUCCACCUGGAUCCCGCUAGUGCAGAAGCAGUGCCACCCCGACACCAGGAAGUUCCUCUGCUCCCUCUUCGCCCCCGUCUGCAUCGACGACCUGGACGAGAUCAUCCAGCCCUGCCACUCGCUCUGCGAGGAGGUGAAGGAGAGCUGCGCCCCGGUCAUGUCCGCCUUCGGCUUCCCCUGGCCCGACAUGCUGGACUGCAGCCGCUUCCCUAAGGACAACGACCUCUGCAUCCCGCUGGCCAGCAGCGACCACAUCCUCCCGGUCACCAGGGAAGCACCCAAGGUCUGCGACGCCUGCAAAAACAAAAACGAGGACGAUAACGACAUUGUGGAAAACCUCUGCAAAAAUGACUUCGCCUUGAAGAUAAAAGUGAAGGAGAUUGCCUACAUCAAUGGGGAUACCAAGAUCACCCCCGAAACAAAGAGCAAGACCAUCUACAAGCUGAAUGGGCUCACGGAAAGGGAUCUGAGGAAGAUCGUGCUCUGGCUCAAAGGUGGCCUCCAGUGUACCUGCGACGAGAUGAACGACAUCAACGUCCCCUACUUGGUGAUGGGGCAAAAGCAAGCUGGGGAACUGGUGAUCACCUCUCUGAAGCGGUGGCAGAAAGGGCAGCGGGCUUUCAAGCGGUUCUCCCGCAGCAUCCGCAAACUGCAGUGUUAGUGGCUUCGGCUCUGGCCACCUCCAGCAGCCGCCUCUGUCCCGAGCUCUCCGGGCCUCCUGCACCUUCUUGCUUCGGCCCCUCUGAGCCUCGAGAUGCCACGGGCACGUCCGAGAGGGGAGGGAGCCCUCCGUUUUUGUACAUAGGUUAAAAUGUAAUAAAAAAACAAAAAAUCAUGACUAUUUUUGGGAAGUAUUAAAGUAUCUCGCGUAAAGCUUCUUUUUUUUUUUUUUUAUGGUUGCAAACGUGACUUUGGUCUGAGGUUUUUCCCUCUUCAUUUUGGUAAUGCUGGUUCAUUUAUAUUGCUGCUUCUCUGUAUACAUGCAUGUUUGUUGUGCAAAAAGUAGGAGAUGCAGAGAAAGACAGCCACGCGUGCGACUGGCCUGUCACAGUGGGUACGACUCUUUCACCAAGGUGAAAUGGCUUGCCAUCUAUAUUAAACGCUAUAAAGGUCAUGUUACGACUCUUGCAUGUGAUACAUAGGCACCAGUAAGAGCAUAUUAACCACUCUCACAUUUUAUUUUCCACAAGUCUGAGCCCUUCUCUUGCAGAAAAAAAUGGAACAAGUUUUGGAGCUGGUUGAUCUGAAUGCAAUUUUUUUGUUAUUUUGCAAAUUAAACCACCUAUAGCUGUAAUAUACCUAGUGGUUAACCUGAAAGAGUUGUAAAAUAUUGCUUUAAUUAACCUUGUAAAUACUCCAGAUAAAUGUUAUAUUCUUGUAUAUAAACUUUACAUCAUAGUUUACCCAUUGUCUUGGUCUGUAUUCACUUUAAUCUGUUUUGGGAGAACUGGGAGAAAGCUGUCCAACUGGGCUUUGUCACGGCAAAGCAAAAUUUGGCCUUCCACCCCACGUGGCCAGCAGAGAAGUACAAGGAAGCAACUAGUGCUGCAAUGAGAAAAAACAUAGUGGACCUCACUUCCCCAAAGAUGAGCCCACAAGACAUGGGACGGAGGUUCAGUCAACUCACUUUAACAUGUGUCUGUUGAGCUUUUCAAGACGAAGUUUUCUGUGGCUCCUUUGUUCGACUGCCUGCAUUUUCAUCUCAUCUCAGAAGACUCUGCUUUUUGCUGAUGUGGAAUUGCAGUGAGACCAUUUGUUUAAAUAUCAAAUCCAUUUAUCCAUUUCUUACAGUUGAAAAAGACAUCUGAGGAGUGCAAAAGUAGACAGAAAAGUCUCAUUUGCAACUAGCAAUUCAGAAUAAUGGUAGAGCAAGGCAUGUUUUGUGUGUAUGUACACUCACUAUUCUUACCGAGAAAGAAAAUAAAACCUACCUAAUAGUGUAACUAGA